Molecule: messenger RNA, 1398 nt
Organism: Trichoderma gamsii
Lineage: Eukaryota; Fungi; Ascomycota; Sordariomycetes; Hypocreales; Hypocreaceae
Product: nucleotide sugar dehydrogenase
Exons: 1
Coding region: 1-1398 (465 amino acids)
Biological process (GO): polysaccharide biosynthetic process
Molecular function (GO): NAD binding; oxidoreductase activity, acting on the CH-OH group of donors, NAD or NADP as acceptor; oxidoreductase activity, acting on the CH-CH group of donors, NAD or NADP as acceptor
Source: RefSeq, a predicted model, not a curated record
AUGUCUGACAUGGGUAACACGGGGGGCGUUCCUGCCCCAGAAGAGAUCAGUAAACGCCUUGCUGCCAUCCAAGAAGAGGAUGAAAAUCCCAAGUCUUGGGAUUAUGUUUAUGACGCUUCCCCAGUUGGAGGAUCAACUUCUGACUCGGGUGCUCGGCCAUCGCCAUCCCCUGAGAUCGCUUCCUCGGUCGAAGUCCUCAGAUCUGAGAGGUCUUCCUUUGCUGAGCCACAGCCUCUCGUCGCAGUCAUCGGCGUCGGCUACGUUGGCGAGCAUCUCACUGAUGUUUUCUCUCGCUGCUACAAUGUCCUCGGAUACGAUGUCUCUGAGACUCGUGUCAAGGAUCUUUCUGCCAAGUACUCUGGCAACAAGAAUGUCCGCAUCACUUCAAAGGCGGAAGAUAUCCGUAACGCUUCGCACUUUCUCAUCUCUGUCCCUACACUUCUCCAAGCGGACAAGACUGUCGACACUUCGUACCUUCAAAGUGCCCUCGCCACUGUGGAGGAGCAGGCAGCCCCAGGCUCGACCGUCGUGAUUGAGAGCUCAGUCGCCGUUGGCAUGACUAGAGAGCUUCUCGGACCCCUAGCCAGAAGGAAGUGCCUCUUUGCUGGAAUGUCGCCAGAACGUGUUGACCCGGGCCGCACUGAGCCGCCAGCCUAUGCUAUCCCCAAGAUCAUCUCUGGCCUCGACGAUGUUACUCCAGACUCGCUGUAUGCCAUCAACAAGCUUUACUCUGCCGCCUUUGAAAAGGUCGUCCCUGUCUCCAAGCCGGAAGUGGCUGAGAUGACCAAGCUCUACGAAAACUGCCAGCGCAUGAUGGGCAUUGCUUUCGCCAACGAGAUGGCCAACGCCUGUAUCCCCAUCGGCAUUGACCCCUAUGAAGUCAGCAAUGCUGCUGCAACCAAGCCGUUUGGCUACAUGCCCUACUCGCCGGGCCUUGGUGUUGGCGGCCACUGCAUUCCCGUCAACCCCUACUACUUGCUGUCCAACAGCGCCUUUCCUCUGCUUCAAGCGGCUUCGGAGAAAAUGUACGCUCGCCCUGCAGAGAUUGGAGAGCGUAUCAUCGACGAGCUUUACUCGAAGCGAGCUGGCGAGGACAUGCCUCGUGUUCUCGUCGUCGGCAUGGGAUUCAAGCGCGGCCAGUCUCACCUUGUCAACUCGCCUGGCCUUGAACUGGUCGAAUCUCUUGCCAAGUGGGAGAAAGUCACCGUUUCUUUCGCUGAUCCGCUCGUCAGCCAACAGGCUUUGCCCAAUCUCACACGCCUGGAUGACGCAAACUGGACUGCCGAGUACUUAGAGGAGAAUUUCGACAUGAUCGUUGUCGCUUUCAAGCAGGAUGGUCUUGACUUUGACGUCCUCAACAAGCUCGCCACCGUGCAAGUCCAAAUGUGGUGCACUUAG